AAUUCCUCUCCCACUUUUCAUGGCUCUGUAUCCAUGGUUAAUUUCGACGAUACCCGAGGAACAAAGACUAAAGAGAGGUCAUUCUUCCCUUCACUUGACAAGGAAGAAAAUACCAACGAGGAUUAUGAAGUAUCCUUUCACCAGCCCGAAAAGAAAAGGCGACUAUUGCCAAAACAAGUUCAGUUUCUUGAGAAAAGUUUUGAGGUAGAAAACAAGCUUGAACCAGAGAGAAAAAUCCAAUUGGCUAAAGAAACUGGAUUGCAGCCUAGGCAGGUUGCUAUUUGGUUUCAAAACCGACGAGCCCGGUACAAGAGUAAACAACUUGAGAAGGAUUAUGACGUGCUAAAAGCUAGUUCCUAUAUAAAGCGACACCUUUUUAAAUUCAAGGACAUAGGGAAAAAGUAG
Molecule: messenger RNA, 405 nt
Organism: Nicotiana tabacum (common tobacco)
Lineage: Eukaryota; Viridiplantae; Streptophyta; Magnoliopsida; Solanales; Solanaceae
Source: RefSeq, a predicted model, not a curated record